This is a messenger RNA of Recurvomyces mirabilis, 759 nucleotides long. RefSeq names its product Glutathione S-transferase 2. Lineage: Eukaryota; Fungi; Ascomycota; Dothideomycetes; Mycosphaerellales; Teratosphaeriaceae. The coding region runs from base 1 to 759 and encodes 252 amino acids. The record is from RefSeq and is a predicted model, not a curated record. The transcript is spliced from 6 exons.
AUGUCGGGCUCCGACGUUCACCUCUAUACUACCCAGACGCCCAACGGCGUGAAAAUCUCGAUCGCUCUUGAGGAGCUUGGUCUGCCAUAUGAGUUCACGAAGAUCGACAUCUCAAAGAACACUCAGAAGGCAUGCACUAUCCCGAUGCUGGCUUGUAAAUGGUAUCAGGAUCUAUCAACUGACUCAACAUCGCAGGAACAAUGGUUUCUCGACAUCAACCCCAACGGACGUAUCCCGGCAUUGACAGACAAAUUCACUGAUGGUAAGACCAUCCGUCUUUUCGAAUCCGGCUCCAUCAUGCAGUAUCUUGUGGAUCGCUACGACAAAGACCACAAGAUUUCAUUUCCUCCAGGAAGCCCCCGCUAUGCACCAGAGCACAUCGAAUACGGCGUGAACAGGUACCAAAACGAGACCCGGCGUCUCUACGGCGUCCUGGACAAACAUCUAGCAGACGCCAAAACCGACUACAUCGUUGGCAACAAAUGCACCAUCGCUGACAUUGCCCACUGGGGCUGGAUCUCCGCGGGCCCAUGGGCUGGUGUAGAGGUCGAGCAUUACCCGCACUUGAAGGCAUGGGAGGACAGGAUGUGGGGGAGACCCGCGGUGCAGAAGGGAGCGAAUGUGCCAGAUCCGUAUAAGAUGAAGGAGCUGCUUGCUGACAAGGAGAAGAUGGAGAAGCAUGCUGCUCAGUCCAGGGCGUGGGUGCAGCAGGGGAUGAAAGAUGAUGCCGAGAAGAACAAGGCUCGUACGCAAAAGUGA